Messenger RNA from Anoplopoma fimbria (sablefish), 1530 nucleotides. It is a transcript of the gene gal3st4, whose product is annotated as galactose-3-O-sulfotransferase 4. Lineage: Eukaryota; Metazoa; Chordata; Actinopteri; Perciformes; Anoplopomatidae. Gene Ontology annotation, molecular function: galactosylceramide sulfotransferase activity. Bases 1 to 1530 code for a protein of 509 amino acids. The record is from RefSeq and is a predicted model, not a curated record. Gene Ontology annotation, cellular component: membrane. Gene Ontology annotation, biological process: glycolipid biosynthetic process. The transcript is spliced from 4 exons.
AUGCUUUUCAGACGGAGAGCCAGGAUGUUGCGGUGGCUGGUUUGUGGCCGGGUGGGUCCAGUCUGGAUGUGGAAAGCGCUGCUGCUCUUCGUUGCCAUUGGCUUCGCUGGCCAGCUGUUGGGGGUCAUCUUCAACAAGAGCAGUGUCCACCCAGCCGGUCGCUCCAUCUUCACGUCCCCUGAUGCUCAGGGGCCCUCUCUGGGCUCCUGUCAGCCCCACACCCACAUCAUGUUCCUUAAGACCCACAAGACGGCCAGCAGCACUGUGCUCAACAUGCUGUACCGCUUCGGGGAGGAGCGGGACCUCCACUUCGCCCUGCCACUGGGCUACCAGCUGGGCUACCCACUGCCCUUCAACGCCCACAGAGUCAAAGGUUACCGGGGUCCCAGAGCCGUGGAGUUCCACAUCAUUGGCAAUCACAUGAGAUUUCACAAGCCAGAGGUGGAGAAGGUGAUGCCUGCAGACACUUUCUAUUUCUCCAUCAUAAGGAACCCAGUCGCUCUGGCUGAGUCCUCCUUUGCCUAUUAUAAAGAGGUAGCGCCUGCCUUUCGGAAAGCAAAAACCUUGGGUGACUUUGCUGACGACCCUAGGAAGUACUACGACCCUCGUCUCCGCAACAACCACUACGCCCGCAACCUGUUACUGUUCGACUUUGGCAUGGACCACAAUGCCAAUUUCUCGUUGGCACUGGCUCAGCGCGCCGAGGACAUGAUCCGCCAGACCUUCAAGCUGAUUCUAGUGUCCGAGUACUUUGACCAGUCCAUGAUCCUGCUGAGACACGCCCUCUGCUGGCCGCUGGACGCUGUCGUCUCAUUCAGCCUCAAUGCCCGGCAGCAGAAGCCUAACGGCAUCGGGGGGAUGAGCGGGAGCUGGGUGGGCAAAGUGGCGACGGCGGCCGGUGUCGGUGGAAAAGGGGGCCGCUCACAAGCCAAGGCAGCAACCAAUAUUACGGAGGAGCAGCGGGAGAAGCUGCGUCAGUGGAACGCCCUGGACUGGCAAUUAUACAAAUCAUUCAACCGGACCUUCUGGGAAGAAAUCAAUCGGUUCGGUCACGCCCAGAUGGAGGAGGAAGUGGCUCUUCUAAAGAUGCGGCGGGAAGAUCUGGCCCGGGUUUGUCUCAGGGACGGCGGGAAGCCCGUGGAGGCACACCGGAUCCGAGACAAAAACAUCCGCCCCUACCAGAGUGGGUUGGUGAAGAUUCUCGGCUACGAGCUCCAGCCGGGGCUGGACAAUGCCACCAGGGCGUCCUGCCUGAGGAUGAUCCGGCCCGAGAUCCAGUACAAAGACGUGCUGGAUGCGAAGCAGUUCCCGCGGGCCCAAGGCCAGCCCGGGCAACCGAACCAGGGUCCGAUGGCUGCAGCUGGCGGCUCUCUUUUAAGACAAGACUUGUCCAGGACAGGAGAGAGAGGCCGGUGGGGGGGAGGCUGGGGGAGGACAGUGGAGGAGGGGGAGAGAGACUGGGACGGAAGCCGCUUAAUGAGGAGGAACCGGACUUUGAUAGGGGGGCAAGAUAAAGGGCGAUUGAGCUGA